UUUACAGACGGAGACGUUUGUGGCGGGGGUGCAUGGCCGACGGACUUUACCGCAAUGUUUAUUUGCUCUGUUUUCUGUAGAGUAGCUGUGUAAGCGGUGCGUCAGAGAGGGAGCAGAUGCGGCUCUUACCAUGACUCGUCCCGGGAAGCAGUGCUUUCAAGCGGCGUUGAUUUUCCUGACUGUCGCCCAGCUGACUGCAGGUUUGAAGUGUGUGUGCCAGCUGUGUGCCAACAACACCUGUGAGACAGCAGCAGACGGCGCUUGCUGGAACUCUGUGAUGCUGAUCGAUGGGAAGGAGGAGGCAGUGAAGUCCUGCCUGUCCCCCUCUGAGAUGAAAGGCCAGGUCUUCUGCUACAGCUCCAGAAAUGUCUCCAAAAGGAACUGUUGCUUCACUGACUUCUGCAACAACGAGACCCUGCACCUAUACCCAGAGAGGCCUUCAGAAGAACCCGGCUGGAGCAGGCUGCAGCUCAUCGUGGUGAUCCUGGUGCCCUCCUGCUUGCUGUGUGUAGGGAUCCUGCUAGGCGUCUUUGUUGUGCAGGGCCACCGUUGUGCCUACAGGCGAUCCCACAAGCAGGACCCGGAGGAGCCUCUGGAUGAUCAGUUGCUAAUGUCACCUGACAGAAGUCUCAAAGAUCUGAUAUAUGACAUGAGCACUUCUGGUUCAGGAUCAGGGCUGCCACUGCUGGUCCAGCGAACCAUAGCUCGAACCAUCGUCCUGCAGGAGACCAUCGGAAAAGGUCGAUACGGCGAGGUGUGGCGCGGCAAGUGGAGGGGCGAGGACGUGGCAGUUAAGAUCUUCUCUUCCAGGGACGAGCGCUCGUGGUUCCGUGAAGCUGAGAUCUAUCAGACUGUCAUGCUCAGGCACGAAAACAUCCUGGGCUUUAUUGCUGCUGAUAACAAAGAUAACGGCUCAUGGACUCAGCUCUGGUUGGUGUCAGAGUACCAUGAGCACGGCUCCCUGUAUGAUUACCUGAACAGGCACACGGUCUCAGUGGAAGGCAUGAUUAUUCUUGCUCUGUCCAUAGCCAGUGGGCUGGCACAUCUCCACAUGGAAAUCAUUGGCACACAGGGGAAGCCAGCCAUUGCUCACAGAGACCUAAAAUCUAAAAAUGUCUUAGUGAAGAAGAACGGGACGGCGGUGAUUGCAGAUUUGGGUUUGGCCGUGAAACUCGACUCCAGCACAAACACCAUAGACAUACCAUCCAACCACAGAGUGGGAACUAAGAGGUACAUGGCUCCAGAAAUCCUGGAUGAGACAAUCAAUAUAAACACCUUUGAGUCGUUUAAGCGGGCGGAUAUCUAUUCAUUAGGCCUGGUGUUCUGGGAACUGGCCAGAAGAUGCUCCGAUAGGGGACUUCAUGAGGAUUUUCAGCUGCCUUAUUAUGACAUGGUGCCUUCAGAUCCAUCCAUUGAGGACAUGAGGAAAGUGGUUUGCGAUCAGAAGCUCAGACCCAGCAUUCCCAAUCAGUGGCAGAGCUGUGAGGCUCUGCGUGUGAUGGGCAAGCUGAUGAGGGAGUGCUGGUACGCCAACUCUGCUGCGCGACUGACUGCUCUGCGGGUCAAGAAAACCUUGUCUCAGCUAUCCGUUAUCAAGGACAUCAAAGAAUAGUUAGAUUUGUUGCUCUGCAGAUCGGCACUGGUGCUGGCGCUGGUGUAAAAUAACUGACCUCUCUUACUGCCCGAGACGGCCCCCACACCGUCGGAGAGCUUCAUCGUGUCGUCGUUGGUGCCAAAGUAUUGUAGGAGUCAUUUUUUAAAGCUUUGCACUUAGACACCUUGUGAAGCAACAUUUUAACCAAACAGCUAAACUCUUGGUAGGAAGAGCCAUUAUAAAUAAGUCGUGUUUGAUGUAUAAAUAGAUUAUUUUGCUACCUCAGUAUCAUAAGUGCCCAAAGCUUGAAGUUGCACAUUGAUAUUUGUGCCAUAUCUUGUAGCCAAUACAGUAUUGCUGGGUAGUUAAUGUGCUAAAUGACAAUCUUGUAGGAUACUGGAUUUAAACGAAACAAAACAGCUGGUUUGACUGUUUUUUAAUGACAGACACACAUACAGAUUUUCCCUGUUAAUCAGAAGUGCUUCUGCUUGACCGGCACUCAUGUACACAAAGCACUAAGCUUACAAGUAAAAGAUCAUCUUUAGCUCAAUGCAUCCAAGGUUUGCUAAUGAAAAAUUAACUCACAGGAAUUGGAUAAUUAAGGGUGUUAUAAGCAGAAGAAAUGUAAUGGAGUGAUGAACUUUUCAUCCACUGGUGCCAAUGGUCACUACAUGAAAAGGGUAUUUCAGCAUAUAGAGUGCAACUUGAACUAAUGAAAGUUUAUCCCGACAAAGAAAUAUUUCUGACAUUGUUUGAUUAACCAUAAAAAUCACUACAAAUACAUAUUUUUAAUAUAAAGAUAAGAAAAUCUAUGAAUGUCUAUUCUAUUCUUUUUCUAAAAAAAGCUUUCUGCUGCUGAACAAAAACGAGCAAUUAUCCGAUAAAUGUAAAAUAAAACAUCUAAACAAAAGCCUAUAUAUAAUUCAAAUCCAUUGUUUUUAUAUAAACCUGACUUAUUUUUGCAUUAGGUGAAAAAGAAAUUGGCAAAAAAAGCUGCCGAAGGUGCAAACGUAGCGCAACAUGCUGCUGAUUACUUUUACAUACCACAUAAGGGGAGCACAGUUUGAAUAUGGGUUCACAUUAGCAUCACUAGCACCACUGACUAACAUGGCCUACAGAGCCUCGACAUAAACAGGCUUAGAGGAAGUGCAGAAAUCUGAAUCUGCACACGAUUUGUGCACACAUGUGUAGGUGUGCUUGCAUGUGUGUUUGAAAUCAUGCAAAGUGACUCCUUAUUUAAAGCUGUGGAUUGAAAUAAUCUGAACAAUCGGUGUAGUGAUUGUGAAACUGUGAAACAUAACAAAUAUACACUGAGGCUUUUCAUUCACAUCCUGUCCAUAUGUUCAUGUUUUUAGUUUCAGAGACAAGUGACAUACUUCAAUAUCUGUGCUUGGUAUCAGUGUUCGCCUAUUUUGCAGUAUGAAAGCACUUAUUGUCAGAAUGACUGAAUAAUAUGUAGUAUCAGCAGUGUUGCCUCUGAAAAUAAGCUAUGUACAGUAGCCUGUUGCUCUCUUGGCAAAAUGUGCAAGUCUUCAGUUUUUAUUUCUGUAAAACUAUAAGGUACUUUUUUCUAUAAUUACUGAAAAUUAGAAUGUUAUUAUUAUUUAUAUGUUCUGUAUUGUGUCUUAUCUGCUUCUCUAUGAAGACACAAAAAGGGACAGAAAGCAGAUAGCAAAGCAUAUCACCGUGUGCAAUUUCUGGUUUCUGAUCUCACAUAUAAUAUAGAAUUUUAAACAAAGUAAGACCUACUUUUGAUUUUAAGCCCGCCAUCAUUUAAAUAUACAUGUUUGAUGUAUCGAAAACUGUUUUGUGUUACUUCCUCAUACUGCAUUGUGUCGUCUCUUUUUGCACUAUUUAUUAUCCAUAUAAAAUGUGAUGUCAGUGGGUAAAUAAACUUUUUCACUGA
Maylandia zebra (zebra mbuna) is the source of this 3500-nucleotide messenger RNA. It is a transcript of the gene acvr1c, whose product is annotated as activin A receptor type 1C. Gene Ontology annotation, molecular function: transmembrane receptor protein serine/threonine kinase activity; ATP binding. Gene Ontology annotation, cellular component: signaling receptor complex; plasma membrane. Gene Ontology annotation, biological process: protein phosphorylation; cell surface receptor protein serine/threonine kinase signaling pathway; cellular response to growth factor stimulus. The record is from RefSeq and is a predicted model, not a curated record. Lineage: Eukaryota; Metazoa; Chordata; Actinopteri; Cichliformes; Cichlidae.